AUGCCGCGGGCACGAGCGCCAUCUGGCGCCUCCACAGCCUCAUCACACUCGUUAUCGGAGCAUGAUCCAGUACGUGCGACCCUUUCCAAAAAUGCCACUCCGAGGACUACCGCCCAUGCCGGAGUAGCUUUCACCAUUUGUAUCGCCGGAUACAGAAGGCAGCUGACAUAUGUCAUACAGCAAGAAUUAGGAACGAUGUACGAUUAUCUAGCAAAGAUUAUACUGCUCGGACCUAGCGGGUGUGGAAAUCGGCGAAAGCGUAUAAAACUCCAGCUCUGGGACACCGCUGGCCAAGAACGUUUCCGCUCAGUAACCCGAAGCUACUACCGCGGCGCCGCCGGCGCUCUAUUAAUCUACGACAUCACCCGACGUCACACAUUCACUUCCCUCCCCACGUUCCUCGACGAUGCUCGCGCUCUAGCUUCUGAAAACCUCACUGUCCUAUUAGUAGGCAACAAAGCCGACCUUUCCACACCUUCGAAUUCUCCACCUGGCACACCCGCCCAGCCCGGGUUUACGACGGGGACAUCCCCGCUGCCCACGAAUAUCACAAACCGAAAGAAUAAUAAUUAUAACUAUAAUAAUAAUAACAAUGGAUUCGAUACACCGACUUCUGGAACGUCUACUCGGUCUUCAUACGUAGAAUCUUCAUCUGCUUCGUUUUCUUCGGAUAUUACUAUCAAUGGGAAUAAUCCCGGCAGUAACCCCUGGCGGGAUUUUCAUUCUUCGAACUCUAGGAGGAAUACAUUACAUGGUAAUAACGCCGGGGAGCCGGAUGUAGCCCGUGAGGUUACGUACGAUGAGGGGAGUAGAUGGGCUAGUACUGUUGGUAUUCCGGUUGCGAUGGAGACCUCUGCAUUGAAUGGAGAAAAUGUGGAUGAAGUGUUUGAAAGACUUGCGAGGGUGAUUCUGACGAGGAUUGAACUUGGGGAGGUGGAUCCUGAUGACCCGAAUAGUGGGGUUUCGUAUGGAGACGGUGGCGACUGGUCGAUAUCAGGACCCUCGAGCAGUUUAUUAGGGAACAGUAUGAGGAAAAAGAAGGGCGGGGUGGCAAGUGGGCGGUUAGGAGGGUUGAGGGAUUGGGAGGAGGUAUUCAGGAUGGACCCUGGGAGGAGUAGUAAGAAGAGCUGCUGUGGGUGA
Orbilia oligospora ATCC 24927 is the source of this 1140-nucleotide messenger RNA. RefSeq lists its product as uncharacterized. Bases 1 to 1140 code for a protein of 379 amino acids. Gene Ontology annotation, cellular component: endosome. NCBI's taxonomy places the organism in Eukaryota, Fungi, Ascomycota, Orbiliomycetes, Orbiliales, Orbiliaceae. The record is from RefSeq and is a predicted model, not a curated record. Gene Ontology annotation, biological process: regulation of endocytosis. The transcript is spliced from 4 exons. Gene Ontology annotation, molecular function: GTPase activity; GTP binding.